Messenger RNA from Dinoponera quadriceps, 2668 nucleotides. RefSeq lists its product as uncharacterized. Gene Ontology annotation, cellular component: cytoplasm. Gene Ontology annotation, molecular function: ubiquitin protein ligase activity. The transcript has 3 exons. Bases 78 to 1070 code for a protein of 330 amino acids. NCBI's taxonomy places the organism in Eukaryota, Metazoa, Arthropoda, Insecta, Hymenoptera, Formicidae. The record is from RefSeq and is a predicted model, not a curated record.
CAUUUUUUCUCGCUCCCCGCCGUCAGACGUGUAAUUUUUGUCUGUAUCGCCGUCUCGAGUGGAAGAUAGCUGAAGUCAUGGACACGCUGUAUCCGAAUCUUCACGAGCGCUUCGAGACCGAGGGCCUCUGCGCCAUCUGCCUCAUGGAGAUGGAGCUGACGCCGAGGUAUUCGUGCGUCAACGGGCACACCAUGUGCCAUCGUUGCAAGCCUUACUACUACGCCUGUCCCACCUGCCGCACGCCGAUGGACGUGGAAAUCCUGCCGCCGUCGUUGGACGCGCCACCGCACCUGAUGCCGCAACCCAUGCCGCGUCGUGUCGACUACAGCCCCAGCGCGCCGUCUCUGACGAGAGACUUUCUGGAGCACGAGAGGACGAGAGUUUGGGAACCGCCGACGCCGGACCAGCAGCUCAGAUCGUGCGCGUAUUCUCAUUUAGGAUGCUGGGUGAAGAUGCCCAAACACCUGCAGGUUCUCCAUGAGUCGAGGUGUCAGUUUCGGCCGCAUCUGGAGGAGGAACAUCUGCCGACGGACCUUCAGCAUCGUCACGACGAUUUGGUGGACUGCCCGUAUUCAGCGGCAGGAUGUAAGGUCCGCACGGUACCGUGGAGACGCGGCAUUCACGGAAACUUUUGUAUCUACAAGAAGUUCCACGACGUGGACAACAUCAGCGAGGGUCUCGCGCGCGCGACAUUCGUCGAUAACGAUUACGACGGCGAGCAAUUGGUGGAGUGCAAGUUCCGGCGUUACGGCUGCAUGGUGAGGAUGCCGGGGAGGCGCAAACUCACGCACGAGCAGAAAUGUAACUACAGGGACUAUCGCAGCGAGACGGACGACGAGUACGAUUGCAUCUGGAUGCCGUCGGAAUCGGAUUCCAAGGAAAUGCAAGUGGAAUGCAGAUGGUCCGUAAACGGCUGCCGGGUCAGACCGAAACGUUACCGUAAGCAGAUACACGAGGACAAGUGCAAUUACAAGAUGGAAGAGUGCGCCUACAAGGAGCGCGGCUGUGACGCCAUGUUCAUACCGGCCAGGAAAUACGCUCACGAGAGAACCUGCGAGUACGCCAAUUGAGCGAAUGAUGAUCGAUCGGUACGAAUGCUCGAGCUCGGAAGGAUACACGCAUAUGUAAAACAGUCGCAACGCUCCAAGUUCUAUUUGAUUUUUAUCCGGACACGCGCGGAAAGCCAGCCUGGAAGCUGCGAAAAGAUCACCUCUGAUCGUACACUGAACGUACAAUCCUGCCUCCCCUCGGUCGCGAGUUAGACCUGCUGCUGUCAAUAAAUCGAACGGGUCCAGCGAUCCCGUAAAUCCCGCUGCACGCCGGCCGAAUUCGUCGAGAUAACGACAAUUAACAACAACAAAGCGAAUCUACCGUCGAGGCGGGACGAAAGCCAUUAACAGCGAUUUCCAAGAAUCCGUGGGAUAAUGCGGAAGAGGAUUAUUUGCUCUUUCUCUCUCUCUUUCUUUCUCUCUUACUUUCUAUCUAUUUAUCUAUCUAUCUCUCUCUCUCUCUCGCGCGCGCGCGCGCUUUCUCGAUCCCAUUCCGACGCGAGCUAGUGAAACUUGCGCCUGUCGUUCGGGGGAUCAUCUUGGGCAUGAUCGCCGGGAAUGAGGGGGCGAUGGCGUGGCUGGGAUAUCCAACACCUGCAGGCUAAUGGUGGGCCUCCCUGUGCGCGCCCACGAUCGCGCCGUCGCUCGACAAAACGACACCUACACGCGCUUAUAGCACCCAUUUAUAACGUCGGCGCGUGCAAAGGAUGGGAGCGGGAUCCGUCCCGAUGCGCGAUCACGGACGGUGGCUCGAAGUGUUAGUCUCAAAGUCAAUAAAACGCGGUUUCGAGAAAUGAUGUAACUCUGGCUGUUAUCUCGCUCGUUAAUCGUCAGCAAGGAGAAUUUCGCGUUACUUGAGUCAACGGGCACGAGAAUGUCGGGCAAAUUAUUGUCGGGGUCGGAAAAACACGUUUUAUUACACGAGGGUAAAAUAAUUUCUUGUUGUCGUAUUAUUAUAUCCUGUUGCGACACAUGUAGCAAAUAAUUGUCGGUUAGAGACACGUUUACUCGUGAUAUGAUGCAUAGGAGUAAACAUUGUGUGAGGAAUCGGCAAAAGUUCAACGUCUGCAAACAAAGGGUGCAAACGACGGCCGGAAUCUAUUUUUUGUGCCAUGAAAAUCUGAGAGAGUCCCACGGGUGAAGGCAUACACCUUCGUCCCUACUAAAUAAAUACCGAAUGGACCGUAUCGCGAGAAACUCUUGUCCGUCCGCGACGCGAACGUUCCGCCAUCUCGGCGGGUCAGAACUUCUAACGUACAGGAAUGACCUCUGAAUGAUGGACAAAGGGGUGCGGGAACUGUUUUACAUAGUAAAGAUCAGGAAGGACCAUCGUCUCUGACCGAUGCAUGCCUUAAAGUAGAUAUAGCAUCGUGUCUGAGUUCAAAGUCGUAUUAAGAGAGGAGAGAAGCAUCGCUGGAUUGUAUCCGGAUCCGGGAACAAUCGAUAUGACUCUUAUUCAAGGCAAUAUCACCCCUUAAUUCCUACCCUUUACCUUCCCUAAUUGCGUUUCGGACUAUUCGCUGAUUUUUAAUUAAACCGACUCACAAAGAGAUUGCGCGGUUUAAAGAGGAUAUUUCAUACCGCCACUUUGAUUUCGAACAUCCAGUUUUAUUUGAAUA